AUGUGGAAGAUGUCCUUCAAGAAGGAAACUCCACUUGCCAACGCCGCAUUCUGGGCAGCAAGAAGAGGCAACCUGGCUCUGCUCAGGCUGUUGUUGAACAGCGGUCGGGUGGAUGUGGACUGCAGGGACAGUCAUGGCACCACGCUCCUCAUGGUCGCCUCCUAUGCCGGUCACAUAGACUGUGUGAGGGAACUGGUUCUGCAAGGAGCAGACAUCAAUCUCCAGAGAGAGUCAGGUACAACUGCCCUGUUCUUUGCUGCCCAGCAAGGACAUAAUGACGUCGUGAGAUUUCUCUUUGAAUUUGGAGCAUCCAGUGAAUUUAGGACCAAAGAUGGGGGCACGGCCCUGUUGGCUGCCAGUCAGUACGGGCACAUGCAGGUGGUGGAGACGUUGCUGAAGCAUGGAGCCAACAUCCACGACCAACUCUACGAUGGAGCCACUUCUCUCUUCCUCGCUGCCCAAGGUGGCUACUUGGAUGUGAUUCGAUUAUUGUUGUCUUCAGGAGCAAAAGUCAACCAGCCAAGGCAGGACGGGACGGCGCCGCUGUGGAUCGCGUCGCAGAUGGGCCACAGCGAGGUGGUGAGGGUGAUGCUGCUGCGCGGAGCCGACCGGGACGCCGCCCGCAACGAUGGUACAACAGCAUUACUCAAAGCAGCCAACAAAGGCUAUAACGAUGUUAUAGAAGAGUUGCUGAAAUUCUCACCCACCCUUGGUAUUUUGAAGAAUGGGACAUCAGCCCUCCACGCGGCAGUACUCAGUGGGAAUACUAAAACAGUCGCGCUGCUCCUGGAAGCAGGGGCGGACCCAGCCCUGAGAAACAAGGCCAAUGAACUUCCGGCAGAACUAACCAAAAAUGAACGUAUACUGCGUCUCCUCCGAAGUAAAGAAGGACACAGGAAGAGCUAA
Neomonachus schauinslandi (Hawaiian monk seal) is the source of this 906-nucleotide messenger RNA. It is a transcript of the gene ANKRD29, whose product is annotated as ankyrin repeat domain 29. Gene Ontology annotation, biological process: RNA processing. The coding region runs from base 1 to 906 and encodes 301 amino acids. Gene Ontology annotation, molecular function: RNA binding; RNA nuclease activity; protein binding. The transcript has 10 exons. NCBI's taxonomy places the organism in Eukaryota, Metazoa, Chordata, Mammalia, Carnivora, Phocidae. The record is from RefSeq and is a predicted model, not a curated record.